AUGGUGACCGCUGGUGGCGGCGACGUGGAAGCGGGGUUCGCCAAGCUGCAGGGGGAGGAUUUCGAGUACUAUAUGCAGACCUACUCCAUCCUCCUCGGCCGCAACAGCAAAAAAUCUACGGUGGAUGUCGACCUCGCCAGCCUCGGCGGCGGAAUGAACAUCUCCCGCGUCCACGCUCGUAUCUUCUACGAUUUCCCCCGCCGCCGCUUUGCCUUGGAGGUCCUGGGGAAGAACGGCUGCCUCGUCGAGGGCGUCCUCCAUCUUCCUGGCAAUCCCCCAGUGAAGCUUGACUCCCAAGACCUGCUUCAAAUUGGCGACAAGAAGUUUUACUUCCUCCUCCCAGUCCGCUCCAUCCUUGGGGGGGCCGCCGUGUCUCGUCAUGCCCCCGCCCACCCGUCACCCAUUGCUGCCGUUCCUCGACAGAUGUUUCUUCCGGCCGCGGCACCCCCCGCUUCGGCGUCCGGGGGGCUAUAUGUAAAGAAGGGGCGUGCAAGGAUGCCAUUGGCGGAUUAUAACAACGCUGGGUAUGGCGAUGAGGAUGGCGAUGGUGAGGAUCCCGAUGGCGGCGAGGACGAGGACGACGACGACGACGACGACGACGACGGGGAGGGGGGAAUGAUGGCAGCUGGUGUUGCAAAGAAGCUUCGACGAGCCUCUGGAGAUGGGCAGGUAGAUGGAUUUGCCACCUAUAGCAUGGGUAGCGGCCUAACGAGCAAGGCUGGACCGUCGGGGCAAUUUGGUAAGAUAAAUUCUUCGACCAUUUCUUAUUUAUUAACGUCCGGUCACUCCUUUUUGGGUUUAUAGACUAAUUCUGGCAUACCAUGGUGCCUUUCAAGGAUCUUUCUGCGCUGUAUGUAGGUAAUCUUGUGUUCGCUAGGUCUGUGGGAUCUUAAGUAGUAUAGACAUGUACACCAUGAAACCUUUUCUACUGCCGUUGGUUCUGUCAUAUAGAAAGUACAUUGCCCUGUUAAAUGUUCGAAUAUUUUAGCUAUCUACAUUGUCUUCAUCUAGUCUGUAAGCUUGUAAUUUCCUUACUAGCGGUUUUUUUAAGGGCCGGGGUGGGGGGGUAUAAUAGGAUUUGCAUGUUUUCACGAAUGGAGACAAGGCAGAUAUUGACGAUGGGAAAUCAUUUUACAUCGAGGAAAGAAAUUAUCAUCUUUAGGGUGCGUUUUAGCAUUACAUAACGUUGGAAAUUAACUUGGAACUCUGAGAAUGCAUCUAGAUUAAUCCAUAAGUUGGAGCGUUUUUCUAUGACAUUCCCGGAAGGAAUAGGUGGACAGAAGAAUGAGCCAUUUUCAGUUUCUCGGCAGAAAUGGAGUUUAUACACGUCCGUUUACUCGUGGCAAUACUUUGCCCAUCAUCACUUAUUCAAUUUUAAAGAUAUCCAUAUAAUGCAGUUCUUUAAAGCCCAGUGCUGUCUCUAGUAGGAGCAUGUAACCAGAGAUACUUUUAAAGCCUGUUUGGUCAAAAUAGGAAAAAUAGAACAAACUUGCGAAGAAAUCUUUAACUUCAUACAAAAAAUCUUGGUUGAAAUGAUGAGACUGGACUGUGUUUUUUCAACUGCUCUCAUAGAUUGACAAGGGAAUUAUAUAUUUUUUAAUCUGAGGUUCACCACAUGGCUCUUGAAGAAAACUCCUAUCCAUUUUGUUGCUGUGGCGUAAGGAUACAGGAUAAAUAAGAAAAUAUUCUUCGCCUUAAAAAAUAAAAUAAUCAUGUUUAUCAUUAUCAGAAACCUUAUAUCGAUUUGUGUCUGGCUGACCCAAUGAAGGAUUCAUUAAGUGUUUUGAUAGGUUUUGUUGGCUAGUGACAACCUCCAAAAAUAUGCUUCCAAGUCCUUGGGUAACUUUCAAUUAAAGAAAUUUAGGAUGUGGAGAGACUGCAAGAAUCUACAGAAGAUAGGUUUCUCUUUGGAAACUAUCGUCCUGGUUAAGUAGCUUCAACCUUUCAGGUUCAGGAAAUCUGACACCUCUCUCCUCUCCUUACAGCAACCACGGUGUUAAAGUAGUGGCCUCAUUUUCUGAUUCUCGUCAUGAGUCGUACAUUUUCUGUAUCGUGAUUGAUAUGGGCCAAACUCUUGAUAUUAGGGAACAUACUCCUCAUGGUCCGUGAAGACUUGAGACAAAAAGAAGAAUGGAGUAGCUUGUUACAGUCUGGGAGGCAUAUUAACGUUCUUCAGACCUUUGAUGUACAUGUAGCAUAAGAUAAGGUUGAAUAAUGAGAGGCCUUGGGGAUGUGGAAUUGGAUUGUGGCAGAGACGAGCAUAUGAACUUUUACUGUAUGGUGUUAUCCGGAACCAAGCUAUCUCCAAUAGUUGUCAAACCUGAGUGAAUGCCAAUAUCAUGGGUCGAUCCAAAAAAAAUUUGAUCUCCCAUUCCUCUUCUUAGCCUAAGGCCGAUCCUAGCAACAAUAAUGGUCGGAACAAUAUUCUUUCAAACUGGGGAUAUAUCUAGGAGGUCGUGAUGAGUGUAACCAUCUCCUACAAACUGAUGGGACAGAGAACACUAAUUCUACUGACCUUCAGCAAUUGCGGUUUUCAAAUCCAUCUCUCGGUUCCAAAAAUGGUUACUGAUCCUUUUCUUCCACUCCAUCAAACCUGAUAAUAUCUAGCCUCCGACCUCUCUCAUUAGCUGUGCAGAAAGUUUUUGACAAGAUUCUCUUGAACAUAUAGAACAUCAAUUUCAAUUCCAUAUCAAAUUUGCACCAAUUUUCCUCUUUUGAUCACUGCACAAGUCUUUCACCUUGCCAUGUUACAAUUCGCUUCUCUUCAGAAACUCUAUACCCGUCCUCUCCAAGUCAUCCUAUCUCUAGUUCAACUUUAACCCAUCCAUCACAUUUCAAUCAUGCCUUUCUUCUCGCGCUAAUUAAAUUAAAAUGAAAUAAAAUAAGUUUACCUUCCUUUUUAGCCAUAUUGUCUUGCUUUCCUUGGCAACCUCAUGUAACUCUGCCUUCUGAACUAUGGGAGGAGGUCACUUACUAUUAGCCCCUCGAGCUGUGGUAAAAAAUAUUGUCUUGCUUCUCACUUAUUUCUUUCUGCAAAUUUUUCAGCAUCUCAUGAACUCUUGCAACUCUAAAUCAGCCCCUAGAAUAAUGGGCUUGGUCAGCCUGGUUCACUAACUGUCCCCAUCCUCCUUCCUCUCCUAUAUACAUGAGAGGUGUCUUUGAUAAAAAAGAUGAAUUCCCACCGUUCCUCUAUCUCAUUUUCAUUUGAACACGUGUUCUAUUCUAUUUUCGAUUGACAGUAUGUAGGUGCUUCCAGAUUAUCGAAUUCAACUUCAAGGAAAAGUUUGAAGCCAUUUAGAUACGUUCCAUUUAUACCCGAGAUUCAUUCAAGGACCUAAGACAAACCACCAUUCUUUUCAGAGUUUCCUGUGUUAAGAGCCUCAGCAUAAUGUAGAGUGCUGAUAGCUCGAUCUCUAGAUUAAAGCUUGUGAUCAAAGUCGAUCUGAAUAUUUCAGUAACUGAUGGAAGGUUUAAAACAGUCUACUAAUUGAUUUAAUAAACCUUAAUUGUUGAGGUGAUGAUGACGAUAUCAGGUGAACAAAUACUCAGGAGUUCAUCCGUUCAAUCCUUGUCUACAUCUCUGUUUCCCAACCCUCCAGUAAAUUACAGAGAGGAGUUAUGAAAUAUCAGAUCUUUGGUGACUCCAUAAUACCUGAUUGAGUUGCGAAAACUUCUGGAUCAAGCAUCCUUCUUCUGAAAUGAAUUCGUUCUAUUUAAAGCAUGUUUCUCUGGAACUAUUGGAUCUCCCCUUUGACACGAGCUCAGAUGUACUCAAUCAUCCUCUGCUCAAAACGGAAUUAGCGGAGACGAGCAUGCUAUAUACCCAUCAAUCAUAAGUCCUUGAAGGAGGGUUUCAGGAACUUGUGAGUGGGAUCACGUUCAUUUCUACUCACGCAACUUUUGGUCUAUAUAAUCUGCCAGUGAGGCUGCUGGCUGGAAUAUCAUAACAAUUGAAUGCGCUGUUAUUGUUUACUAUUGGAUUCUUUUAGCUUAAAGUACAUCCAUUCCAGCUGCUACUGUUCAUGUGUACCUUUAAAACAGACCGUGUUCAGUUCCGAGAUUCUUCAUCCUCCUCGUUGAAUGGUAUGAUAUCCAUAAAGAUGAAUGUUUUCUGGUAGCAUCUUGACGGUUGUCCCUCCUAAGUUCUCAUGUUGAAUAAUAGAUUGUAUAGUGUCGAUGUCGCAAGUUGACACAGUGAUAUUGUCACAUGUUUCAUGCGUGAUUUGCAUGGGUAUUUUUAGUGCAUGUGCUUGUUAAUUGGCUGAGAAAUCUCUUCCAAUGCCGUCCCAGGUCAGGACUGUUUAAGGAUCUGAUUAAAGACACAUAGUUUCCGGUCGAUAUAAUAUUUCUGGUCUGUCAAAUCGUAAGAUACGUUUAAAUAAAUUUAUCCUUUGUACUACUGAUGGUAUCUUGUCUCAGACUUUGUGUGAGAAGAUCCCGGCGCUAAUGUUCUUGCUGUUAGUCAAUAGUGAAUAUUACGGUUCUCUUGUACCCGACAGCCUGCCUUCCUCGUUUGCAGAGAAAAAAUCGGAGGUGAGGUCAAGAGUUGACAGGGAAGCAGACAACCAUCAGCUUCUGCAGUUGGAGGAGAAAAAUGUCGUCUCUUCUGUUGCUACCGUCCUUUCUGAUCUUUGCGGCCCCGGAGAAUGGAUGCCCAUGGAAAAGCUUCAUUCAGAGGUCUGCUGGCAGUAUCUUCUUUUAUGCGAUUUCUGGUUCAAAAUAGCUUUUUUUUUAAAAAUCGGUACGUCUGUUCUGGAUGAUCUAAAGUGCCCAUCUUGUUCUUGGGGCAGCUAUUGAAGCAGUAUGGCAACAUAUGGCAUCACACACGGGUGCGGCGGUACCUCACGUCGGAGGACUGGCCGGGCGGCGAGGCCAAAGGUCGGCCCUGGUUCGGGCUCCUCACCCUGCUGAGGAAGUACCCGGAGCACUUCGUCAUCAACAUCAGGUCCAGGGGGAAGAUCACCUCCGAGUUUGUCUCCUUGGUCUCCCUCAUCCAGUGA
Messenger RNA from Spirodela intermedia, 5000 nucleotides. Lineage: Eukaryota; Viridiplantae; Streptophyta; Magnoliopsida; Alismatales; Araceae. The record is from the annotation of a GenBank genome assembly.